Messenger RNA from Mus pahari (shrew mouse), 1847 nucleotides. It is a transcript of the gene Gmpr2, whose product is annotated as guanosine monophosphate reductase 2. Gene Ontology annotation, molecular function: GMP reductase activity. Lineage: Eukaryota; Metazoa; Chordata; Mammalia; Rodentia; Muridae. Bases 454 to 1500 code for a protein of 348 amino acids. Gene Ontology annotation, biological process: nucleotide metabolic process. The record is from RefSeq and is a predicted model, not a curated record. The transcript has 10 exons. Gene Ontology annotation, cellular component: GMP reductase complex.
ACCCUCUCCUCUUUCCACCCGGUUCCCGAAACGCUCAGGAAUGCCCUCGUGUUCUGUGUCACUGGGGUUGUAAAAAGAAAGGCAAGUCGGCUAGGAACAGCCAGACGACGCCCUGAGACCCCGCGCGUGGCCACCGAACUGGUGUUAGCGGCGAGCUGGAACGGAACAAACUACUUUUCCCAUCAUGCCUGGAGACAGCUCCGUCCUUUGCAUCCUAGGAGUUGUAGUUCUUCUGCCGCUCGCACUCAACGGCAGCCUCAGUGUGUGGACUCUGUUACCCAGAAGGCCUUGCACAGCGCCUGAAGCUAGAAUUCCUUGGGUAGUCGGGUUUGCAAUUAGCGGAACUUGUUCGAGUGGACCUGAAGGCUCAUCGAGGCUGCACGCGGCUAGUUGCUAAGCAAAAGAAUCUUUGGUCAACUGCCACCUGAGUCAAAGCAACAGGAACCCUUCAUCAUGCCUCAUAUUGAUAAUGAUGUGAAACUUGACUUCAAGGAUGUCCUGUUGAGACCCAAACGCAGCACUCUUAAGUCUCGAAGUGAGGUAGAUCUCACAAGAUCAUUUUCAUUCCGGAACUCAAAGCAAAUGUACAGUGGCAUCCCCGUCAUUGCUGCCAAUAUGGAUACCGUGGGCACUUUUGAAAUGGCUAAGGUUCUCUGUAAGUUCUCCCUGUUCACUGCCAUCCAUAAGCACUACAGCAUCCAUCAGUGGCAAGAGUUUGCUAGCCAGAAUCCUGAAUGUCUUGAGUGUCUCGCUGCCAGCUCAGGCACAGGCUCUGCUGACUUUGAGCAGCUGGAACAGAUCCUGGAAGCUGUUCCCCAAGUAAAAUAUAUAUGCCUGGAUGUGGCUAAUGGCUACUCUGAACAUUUUGUUGAAUUUGUAAAGGAUGUACGGAAGCGAUUCCCCCAACACACCAUCAUGGCAGGAAAUGUGGUAACAGGAGAAAUGGUAGAAGAGUUAAUCCUCUCUGGGGCUGACAUCAUCAAAGUGGGAAUUGGUCCUGGCUCUGUCUGUACAACUCGGAAGAAAACUGGAGUCGGGUAUCCACAGCUCAGUGCAGUGAUGGAGUGUGCAGAUGCUGCUCAUGGCCUCAAAGGCCAUAUCAUUUCAGAUGGAGGCUGCAGCUGUCCUGGGGAUGUGGCAAAGGCUUUUGGGGCAGGGGCUGACUUUGUGAUGUUGGGUGGCAUGCUGGCCGGGCACAGUGAAUCAGGUGGUGAACUCAUCGAGAGAGAUGGCAAGAAAUACAAGCUCUUCUACGGGAUGAGUUCUGAAAUGGCCAUGAAGAAAUAUUCAGGAGGUGUGGCUGAGUACAGGGCCUCAGAGGGAAAGAUAGUAGAAGUCCCCUUUAAAGGCGAUGUGGAACAUACUAUUCGUGACAUCCUAGGAGGCAUCCGGUCUACGUGCACAUAUGUAGGGGCCGCUAAACUGAAGGAACUAAGCCGGAGAACUACUUUUAUCCGAGUCACCCAGCAAGUGAAUCCAAUCUUCAGCAAUUCCCAGUAGACCUAAGAAGCCUACUCUCUUGAGGCAGCAACAAUGCCACUGGAGCCUCCCGACAGGGCGUGCCUCUCCCACUGCAGCCCUUGUGGUGGUGGUUGCCUAAUUCAGUUCCGGCUCUCACUCCUGAGCGCUCUCUACUCACCCAUGCCUCUAGCUGCACACACAAUGCUAUGGCAGGAGGAAGGAGACGUGAGAUUAACAAAUGAGACCCUGGGGACAACCCCUGAACAUUAGGAAGAAAAGAUGCUGAUCCACACAGAAAUGACAGCCCUUGGUCUGGAAAAGAAAGGCUGUUGGAAUCAUGUUAACCAGCUUCAUUAAAUGAGAUCAUCACAUGUCUAAACAGCUUA